Molecule: messenger RNA, 5262 nt
Organism: Apis cerana (Asiatic honeybee)
Lineage: Eukaryota; Metazoa; Arthropoda; Insecta; Hymenoptera; Apidae
Gene: EloA
Product: transcription elongation factor elongin A
Biological process (GO): transcription elongation by RNA polymerase II
Cellular component (GO): elongin complex; nucleus
Source: RefSeq, a predicted model, not a curated record
UGUCAAAUCGUUUAUUGAAAUACGCCUCAAAUAUAAUUACAAUUCCCAAGAAAAAUAAAUUGUUUCUUCUUCCUUCCCGCAUAGCUCCAUUUGUCAAAGAUUCUAACUGUUUCCAAUCACAAUAGUAAUAAUCCAGAUUUAAAAGUAGGAAAAGAUCCAAUAUUUUCGGUAUUAUUAUAAUUUAUAACAAUGGAAGAUUGACAUGUUUUUAUGAUCGACUUUAAGGAUUUAUUUUAUUACUUUAUUGCUGCUUCUGGUUACCUGAGGAUAAAGAACAGGUGAAUAGGGGUAGCGAUGAGGAUACCAUCUGGACGGUCAGGUUUCCCUUAAUUGCCUAUCCACCAAUCGUCUACUCUCUUCCAUUAGCUGUCCAAUCCGAAAUUUCGAUUCAUACCCUUAACUGGCCAGGCCCAUCCCCUAUUCUUUCCUUCGAAUUUUGCAUGCACAGGCAGAAAUCGUUCUCCAAAGUCAGUCCUACGUGAACUCUUGACGAGUGUCGAACUCACGCAGAAUUCUCUCGUGAAUUUCUCAGUGAAUUUCUGAGUGAAUUUCUCAGUGAAAAGUGUCGAAAAAAUUUCGAAGUGAGAGAAGGAAUUUCGCUCAAGAUCAGCUUCAAGUUAUCGGACAGGAUUCUACGACUGUUCAUAACGACUGAUCAAUCAAAGAAUUCCUUCAGUAUUGACAGUUAGCAGCUGGCAGCUACAAUAAUGUCUGUAGUGGAUAAAAUUAAGCAUUAUCAGCGAAAUAUUGAAAAAUGUGAUGACAAUGAAGAUAGAGUUAUUUAUUGUAUUUCAAAACUAUCUAAUUUGCCAGUAACAGUACAGCAUCUUCAAGAUACUGGUGUAGGACGUACUGUAAAUGGUUUAAGAAAAUAUGAUGGUGGUGUAGGAAAUGCUGCAAAAGCACUUGUAGCAAAAUGGAAAGCAAUGGUUGCUAGUGAAGAAACUAGCGAAGGUGAAGUUGAAUAUGAUGAUGAAACUUGUGUUCCUGACACACCUGACAGUUAUAAUAUAAAUAAUCGUGAAUCUCCAAAAUCUGAAGAGAAUUCUAUAGGACAUAAAAGUGAAGAAAAUCAAAAAGAUAUGUAUAAACAUAAGUCAGAAAAAUCUGAAAUGUCGCAUACAUCACAUAAUAAUAAAUAUACUUCAAAAUAUGAAUCCAAAUUGAAAAUUAACGAAUCUCAACCAAAAAUAAAUAAUGAUGUUGCUAAAAAUUCAAAUAAUGAUUUAGAAAAACAAAAGAAAUAUGAUAAAACUAAACAUAAUAGUCAUAAACAUGAAUCAAGAAGUGACAAGAAAUCUUCAAAAGAUAAAAGUGCCUAUAAAAAAGAUGAAAUUCAAAGUACUAAACAUCAUAGUCAUAAUAAAUAUGAUAAUACAGAAAAACACUCUAAUAAAUCUAUAGAUAACAAUAGCUUAUCUAGAGUUAAUGAAGAAAAUCAUAAAAAACGAAAAAAUUAUGAUUCAAAUAUACUUAAAAAAGAAAAUAAACGAAGGAAAUAUUCAGAUAGUGAAAAUGAUGAAGUUAAAUUUCAAGUAUCUUCUAGUUUUGAAAAGCAUAAUAAUUGUAUCACAUUAAAUACAAUUAAAAUAAAAGAAGAGCCCAAGGAUAAAGAUGUAUUAACUAAAAAUGAAAUUAAAUAUGAAAAGAAAGAUUCUCAUGAAAAAUCAAAAAGCAGUUCUAGCAAAUCUCGAACUGAUUCAUCUAAUAGCAAAUUAAAAGAUAAUAGUGAGAAACAUAAACAUAAGAUUGAGAUACAUACAAAUCAUAAUAAAGAUGAAACUAGACGAAGUGAUCAUUCUAAGGAAUCUUCAGAAUUAAAACAUCACAAUAGUUCCUCUAGUGAUAAGCAUCAUGAUAAAAGUAAAGACAGGACUAAAAAAAAGGAUCAUAAAGGAGAAAAAAAUAGACAUGAAAAUAAAAACAAUAAAGAUUCAAAAUAUAUGAAACAUGGAUCAAAAGAAUCCAAGGAUUUAACAAAAAUAAAACAAGAACUUAAUGGUGAUGGAGGCAUUGAUUGCCACUCUGGUGCUAGCUUUGCAGAAGCACUAGGUAUGUGUACAAUAACACAAUUAUCAAAAAAACGUAAUAAUAAUUCUCCAAAUACAAGUACAUCUAAAGUGAUGAAAACAGAACAAUCAACUACUAUAAGUAAUAAAAAAAUCACACCGAAAACUGAACCAACAAGUAACAAUUUACAAACUCCAUCUCUUUUAACAUCAAAUGUAAAAUUGGAGCCAUUAAAUGUAGAUUUAGCAUCUACAUUACCUGAAAUUAGUCCAAAUUAUAAACCACUGCCGUAUAUUAAUCCAGUUCAGCGUAAAGAAGAAGAUAAACUUCUUACCGAUGUAAUCUAUGUUAAAAAUCAAAGAACAAAAGUAUAUUCAGGAAAUAAAUCUGGCUAUACAAGUGUUCCAACUUUAUUUGAAUUAUGUACAAGAGUAUUGAUAGAAAAUAUUGAUGCACUUGAAUUUACGGGUGGCGUGCCUUUUGAUAUAAUAAAACCUGUUCUGGAACGCGCAACAGCAGAUCAACUUUUUAUGUUAGAACAUUAUAAUCCCUAUUUAGUUGAAGAUACAGAUGAAUUAUGGCAAUAUCACUGUAAUCGUGAAUUUAGAAAUAAACAAAGAGAAGAAAUGGAGACAUGGCGUGAGACAUAUAUGCGAUGUUUAGAUGAAAGAGAAGCAAAAUUGAAAACACUUACGGCUAAUAUAAAACAAUCGAUAGAUAAAUCGGUUCCUGUAAGAUCUACUAAACUUGCAUAUGUGGACAACGUUGUUAAACCUCCGAGAAAUAUUCUUAAAAAACAAGCUAAAUAUGGUACUGCUAAUUCUACACCUACCACUGCAUCUAACUUAAAGAAGAAAUUAAUCAGCGGCGGAGGACCUACAGCUGCUACAAAUAUAUCUGUUCCGGCACCACCUAUAUCUCGUAACACAAAAACAUUGAAGAAAACAAAAGCACCGCUCAUGGCAAAAGCAUUACAAUUAAUAAAAGGACGUUAUAAGCGGUAGUUUAUACAAAAUUUAUUAAUAUUCAAUAAUUUAGGUAAGCCAUAUAUUUUGUUACAAAUAUUAAGCAUAAUAUAUAUAUAAAUAUUUUAUAUAUAUAUAAGAAUUUAUACAUACUUUCGAUUGCGUUACAUAUUGACGAAGUAAUGUAUGUUAAACAGAAAUAUAUUCAUGUGAAGUUUACAUGCUGCUUCAGGCAUUCCGAGAUUUACCAAAUCGAUCAUACCAAAAUAAUCGCUCAGUGCUUUUAUAUCUACUGUAAAAAUUAUAAUUAAUUUCAUGAAUUAUACAGUAGAAGGGCACAAGUAUUUGGAUUUCUCGAUAAAAAUAUUAAAUGAAAAAUUCAAAAUAUUUCAUUAUAUAAAAAUUAUAAUGCCUUCAUACAAAUUUAAAAAAUAUAAAUUGAUAUUUUUUGAAUAUCAUGAUAUUUAUUUACUUUGAUAUUUUAAUUAUUUGAUGCAAUAAUGAAUUUAAAAAUCUUACAAAUAAAUUUAAUUUCGUUCAGUAUAUUUUACUUUAAAAUGACAUCGUGUUAUUUAAUAAUAUCUGUCCAUAUAAAAAAUACUUAUCCAUACAGAAAUGCAAAACUAUAUACAUAAUAAAUAUGUCCCAUUUGUUGCUGUGAUUUAUUAAUUUUUUUAAAUUACACAUGUAAAUAUUUUUUGUGAUUUAGAAUGAUAUAUAUCAGAUUAGAUAAAUAUCUAAAAAAAAAAAAAAAAAUAAAAAAAAAUAAAAAAAUAAAAAUAAAAAAAUAAAAAAAAAAAAAAAAUAUUAAAUGAAAAAUUAAAAUGAUCACUAGUACUAAGAAUGUGAAGAGUACAGCAUUCUUCUAUAUGUCAUAAUGGAUUUGAAAUAUUUGUGGCCGUCGUAGAUUUAUAUAAUAUUGAAAUAUAUGUAUAAAAUAGUUAAUGCAUUAUAAACUAAUUUCAUUAUUGUAACAAAAGAUGAAUAGAAUUAAUUAUACAUAUACGUUUGAUGUAUUAUGACAUUGAAUUAUUUUAAUAAUCAGAAAUAAUUAAUUUAUAUUUAAAAAAUCUUUAAUGCAUAUUAAAUGCUAAAAAUUUUGAAAUUACAAAGUAAUAACUAUAGUAUAAUUAUAUAUAGUAUAGUAUAGUAUAGUUAAUUCUAUAAACAGUAAAUGUUGCACAUUAUUAUUUUUGUAAAUCUUUUUUGAGCAACAAAUAAUUAAAUGUACGAAUAAUUAUUUUACUUAAUAUGUAUGUGUGCGUUUAAAAGAUGUAAUUCAUCAUAAAUAUAUAUUAAGUAUAAUAUAAUUUUUUUUAUGAUUCUUAUAUUAAUAUUAGAUGAUAGAUUUAUAUCAAUUUAAAUUUUUUUAAGAAUGUAAUUACCUGAACAAAUCGUAAUAUUUUUGAACAAAUUUUAAAUUUCUUUAAAGUUAAAUUAUAUUAUAAUAUAAUAUUAAAUUAUAUUAUACUUAUUCUAUUGAAAUGGUGUUUUUGAAAUAUUUGUAUUUUACAUAUGUAUUUUAUUUACCGAUUAAAAUUAUAAAUAAUAGAAUAAGUUAAUUUAUAAGUAAAUUAUAAUAAGUUUAAAAUUAAUUUCAAAAUUAUUCCAAAAACACCAUUUUUAUACAUAUUUAAUUAAUCGAUAUUUUAUUCUAUAAUAUUAUAGAAAUAUAUACACAUGUAUACAUAUAUACAUAUACAUAAUAUAUUUUAGGUUUUAAGAUUAUAUUCCCUGAACAAAUUAAUGAUUUUUUUAAAUUUAAAGUAAUAUUCAUAUAAAAAUGAAAUUUUCACAUGUAAAAUAAUUGAAAUAGCAUUGAAAGAAUGCUGCAAACAGUUUUAUAUAUAUUAUAAGUAAAUAAAAAACGAAAAAGGAAUAUAUUACAAAAAAUGUUAUACGUCCAUUGUAUUUGAAAAGAAAAAUAUUUGAAAAAAAAAAACAACUUAACAUUAUCAAUAUAUAUAAUUAUUAUAAAUUAAAUCUAUUUGAUCUUUUAAAUUUAAGUUAGUGAGUAAGAAAUAUCAUAAUUAGUGUAAGAAUAUUGUAAGUAUAUUAUGUAAGGAUAAAUAAUAAUCAUGUAUGUAAUUCAUUUCGCGUAUAUAGUUAUAUUUAAGAUAAUGUAUUUAUGUUUUAUUUAUAACAUAUUAGCGUUUAUGUAAAAUAUUUUAAUUUUGAUAGUAAACAUAAUUUUAAGAAUCAAUAGAUGAAUUUGCGGAACUUGAAAACUUGAAAAACCUAAAGAUUCCAUAUUAUUUGAGUAAAAUUUAAAUUAAUUAAGUAUUUA